Molecule: messenger RNA, 7579 nt
Organism: Oncorhynchus nerka (sockeye salmon)
Lineage: Eukaryota; Metazoa; Chordata; Actinopteri; Salmoniformes; Salmonidae
Gene: timeless
Product: timeless circadian clock
Biological process (GO): DNA repair; replication fork arrest; DNA replication checkpoint signaling
Cellular component (GO): replication fork protection complex
Molecular function (GO): DNA binding
Source: RefSeq, a predicted model, not a curated record
UAGAAUCGUCACGAAUAGUUUAGGCGCUAAACUGGACAGUGCAUAUGGACUUUUCUUAUUGUGAAAAUGGCAUUUUCAUUACUUAGUUAAUAUCUAUAGAAAUAUAUUAAUAACUGUAGUCAGAACACAAAGGUCCAUUUUACCAUCACCGCGGUCUGGUUUGAACGACCUAUGAACUGACGUCUAAACACCUCGGUUCUGCUGUUGAAAUCCAGGUGAUCUUUUAGCCUACAGGUUGAGCAUCACGUCUUCCUCCCCUGCCAGGCAGGUGAUGUAUGGACUUGUACGUGAUGAACUGUGAGCUUUUAGCAACGUGCAGUGCCCUCGGGUACCUGGAAGGAGACACCUACCACAAAGAACCUGACUGUCUAGAGAGUGUGAAGGACCUGAUCCGGUACCUGCGGCAUGAGGAUGACACGCGGGACACCCGUCAGCAGCUGGGGGCGGGCCAAAUCCUCCAGAACGACCUGCUGCCCAUUAUCACCCAGCACAGCCAGGACAAGUCCCUGUUUGACGCCUGCAUCAGGCUUAUGGUCAACCUUACCCAACCUGCACUGCUCUGCUUUGGGAAAGUCCCAGAUGACCCCACUGUCAGACAUCACUUCCUGGAAGUGGUAUCCUAUUUACAGGCCUAUAAGGAGGCUUUUGCCAAUGAAAAGGUGUUUGGAGUUCUGAGUGAGACCCUGUACACCCUGCUGCAACUGGACUGGGAGCAGAGGCAGGAGGAAGACAACCUGCUGAUUGAGAGGAUUCUGCUGCUGGUCAGGAAUGUACUGCAUGUCCCCGCUGACCCCUACGAGGAGAAGAACGUGGAUGAUGAUGCCAGUGUGCAUGACAAGCUGCUGUGGGCCAUCCACAUGAGUGGUCUAGACGACCUGAUCAAGUUCCUGGCCUCUGCACAGAGCGAGCAGCAGUGGAGCAUGCAUGUGCUGGAGGUCAUCUCCCUCAUGUUCAGAGACCAGACGCCGGAACUCCUGGUGAGUGCGGGUCAGUCUCGUUCAGCUCAGGAGAAACAGAGAGAUGCCCAGGAGCUGGAGGCACUACGACAAAAAGAGCAAGCGGAGAAACGCAGCCGCACCCUCCAGAGAGGAACCCGACACUCUCGCUUUGGAGGCUCGUAUGUGGUUCAGGGACUCAAGUCCAUUGGCGAGAAAGAUGUGAUCUACCACCGAGGCCUUCACAACUUCAAGAACUACACCCACGAUGAAGGCAAGGCGGUGAGACGUGUGCCCAAGCGGAAGCUGCACGCUCGAGACUCGGAGGGCAAGCGCCGCUCGGCCCUCAACGUGCGCCUCUUCCUGCGCGAGUUCUGCAUGGACUUCCUGGAGAACUGCUAUAAUCGCCUCAUGUACCUGGUCAAGGAGGGACUGAUCAGGGAACAGGCGCAGCAGCACGACGAGACCUACUACCUAUGGGCUCUCAGCUUCUUCAUGGCCUUUAACCGCGGCAACGGUUUCCGUGCUGACCUGGUCUCCGAGACAAUGUCCAUCCGUGCCUUCCACUUCAUUGAGCGCAACAUCACCAAUUACUACGAGAUGAUGCUCACCGACCGCAAGGAGGCCUCGUCCUGGUCCCGUAGGAUGCACCUGGCUCUGAAGGCGUAUCAGGAGCUGCUGCUGACGGUGAACGAGAUGGACCGCUCCCGAGACGAGGACAUCAGACAGAGCGCGAACGUCAUCAAGAGUAACAUUUUCUACCUGAUGGAGUACAGAGAGAUCUUCUUGACCCUGCUGAGGAAGUUUGAUGAGACAAAGCAGCCGCGCACAUUCCUCAGGGACCUGGUGGAGUCCACCCACCUCUUCCUGCGCAUGCUGGAGCGCUUCUGCAAGGGACGCAACAACCUGGUGGUGCAGAGGAAGCGUGUGAAGCGUAAGAAGUCUAAGGGCCGGAAGAAUCCGACUGCAGCAGAGACCACCCCCGAGGCACUGGAGGAGACGUGGGGGGCCGUGGCAGAGGAGCUGAGGGCCACUAACUUUCAGUUGUCGGAGGCUCUGACAGAGGGCGCUGUGCCAUUUGACGCUGCGUCUGAGACUCCCCUGGAGGAGCAGAGGACUGAGGCCAUGGUGCGUGUCCAGGAUACCCUGCUCAACAGACUGGGCCCUGAGGCUCUGGGCCUGCUACGAGCCGCGAGGGAGGUGUGGCCAGAGGGAGAUGUGUUUGGUUCAGCUGAUGUGGAGCCAGAGGAGGAACUGGAGCUCCUCAAACAGAUCCUCAUUGCCAAUCUGCCCAGGCCACCUCCCCCUGAACCUGGGAUGGAGGAGGAGGAUGGAGAGUUGGAGGAGGAGGAAGAGCUGGAGUCUGUACGCGUGUCUGAGACGGAGUUCAACUUCCUGGACUUCAUCAAGAGGUUUGCCAACCCCAACAUCGUACGUCCCUACCUGCUCCUGCUCCGGUCUUACUCCCAGAACUCCCCCCACACCAACCACUGCAUCACACGCAUGCUGCACCGCCUGGCCGUCGACCUUAAGAUGGACGCCCUGCUUUUCCAGCUUUCUGUCUUCUGCCUCUUCAACAAGAUCCUAGGAGACCCUGCUGCCACUGCCUAUAAGGAGCUGGUGACCUUUGCUAAGUUUGUGCUGAACCGUUUCUUUGCCCUGGCGGCUAAAAACAACAAGGCUUUUGUAGAGCUGCUCUUCUGGAAGAGUGUGGGAGCUGCCCGCGAGAUGACAGAGGGCUACAGCAAGCCUGGAGAAGGAGAGGGGUCUAAUAAGAAAGCAAAAUGGACGCCAGAGGAAGAGGAUGAGCUGCGAACACUCUACGAGGAGCACCGCGACUCUGAAGUGCCUGACAUUGUUGAGACUCUGCUGCCGUUGCUUAGCAACACCACCCGUACGCGUCGGCAGGUGGUGGCCCAGUUGGUGGCGAUGGGACUGGUGGACAGUGUAAAAGAACUGAAGAAACAGAGGAAAGGCACUCGUAUUGUUCUGUGGACAGAGGAGCAGGAAGAAGAGCUACAGAUGCUGUUUGAGGAGUUCAGAGACUCCGAUGAUGUGCUGGGGAACAUCCUGAAAAAGGUGACGGCUAAACGUUCCCGGGCCCGCACGGUGGAGAAGUUGCUCAGCAUGGGCCUGGUCUCCGACCGACGGGAACUCCACAAGAAGAGACGGCGCAACCCUAACGCUCCAGGGAAGAGUGCCGCGAUGGGAAUGACUGAAGAAGAGUUCCUGGCUCAUCUCCCUGGAGGUCUAACCGAAGAGCCCAUGGACGAAGAUGAGGAGGAGGAGGAGGAGGGGGGGGAGGAGGAGGAAGAAGACGAAGAGGAGAGCGAGGGGGAGAGACAGGCUCCGGCAGCCAGAGGGAGGAAAAGCUGGAUGGCAGAGAGGGAGAGCAUGGUUGAGAAGAAUGCCAGUCUGAGGACCAUGGUGUACACUCUACGGCAGGAAGGUAUGUCAGGACCCCUGUUGUGGCUACAGAACUGCCUGAACAGAACGGCAGAUCACCGCGAGGAAGAAGGCUUGUUUCAGCCCGUGCCAAUUGUCCCUCUGACUGAGGAGAACGAGGAUGCCAUGGAGAAAAAGAGCUUUCAGAGGUUACUACGGAAAAUAGGGGUCCGAGCACCAGCUGAUGAACAGGAGUCAUUCUGGAGGAUCCCAGCCCAGAUGAGACCAUCCCAGCUGAGGGGAGCGGCAGAGGUCCUUAGCCCCAGUCAGGAUGCCCUAGCAGCGGGUGCAGAGGAGUCGGAACAGCCAACCCCAGGGAGCCCCGUCCAGGAACAGCAGCAGGGGGAGGCAGACUCUCACGAGCAGAGAGCCCAGGCCCUCCGAGCCCUGCUGCUGGCCCGCAAGAUGAAACAGCCCUCUGCCUCAGCAGAACACACAGAUUUCACACCUGUUGAGGAUUCAGACAGUGCACCUCAUAGAUCUUCAGAGAAGAAGACCUCCACCAAGAGAAGCCGAGUGGUGUUGGACAGUGAUGAGGAUGAAGAGGACUCUCCUCUCACUAUGGACCUGGGGGCAGACGGGGGCGCUGACUCAGACAGGGGCGCUGACUCAGACAGGGAGGCGCACUCCGCCCCUGCCAAGCGCAAACGACAGAGGGUCCUGAUUGACGAUGAUGAAGAUGAUUAGAGGAGAAGUCUUCAGUUUGAUUUAGAUUUAUUCUGUAUAGCGCUUUUCCACGUAUGUGCUUUACAGAGAAAGGGAAAAGCUCACCUCAUCCACCAACAAUGUGAGGCAUCCAUUUGGACCCAAUUUGAUUGAAGCAUCAUCAUACACCAUGCCUCUAUGGGGUUGUGUGUAGACUGAGGAUGGGGAACAUGGACCCUCACUUACCAAAUAUUUCUCAGAGAAGGCGGUAUACAAGUCUUCUCAGACAAAAGACCAGAGAGGGAGAGAACCCCAGGUUUUUAGGUAACAUGGUGCGUUGAUGACUCCUCCCCCUUUGCCUGUACUAACCAAUUUGGAAAAGAUUCUAUUCCUGAUUGACAGCUCACUGUUAAUUCAUUCUAAAUAUUUCCAUGUGUUUGUUUAAUCGUUGUUGUAAGGAGCGGAUGGUAAGGCUAUUGUAUAAUUAAGGUGGUUAAAACGACUGGUUGGUUGUGUGGUCUGGUCGCUUAUUGUAUCCACUGUUUUCACAUGCUUAUAAGAACACACCAUGGUGUUUAUUUUGUUUUUGGCAGUAAUGAUGUCUUGCAGUAUGAGGAAGUGUAGGAUGUUUUUUUUAAAAUGUUUUUGUCGUUUAUAUUCUUCAAUCUCUUUUUUGAGUAUCCUUCAAUGUUUUGUAUUCAUUUCAAAGGACCAGCCAAGCCAAUAUAGGGAUUGUACGGUCAAUGCCCAGGUUUUAGAAUGUGUUACCUCAAACUAGGUUGUUCUAUCCGUGUAUGUGUCCCAAAUGGCACCCUAUUCCAUUUGGGAAGCAAAUUAUAUAAACUCAAGAUUGUUUCAACUGCAGGUGUUCAGUAAUCAGCAGAUUACUAAACACCUGGGAAAUAUAUCUGCUGUUUUUAAAAAGCUGUUUUCAGAAAGUAGUUUCUCAUGUUAGAGUUCAGGGUAAAACCUGCAUAAGUUGAUGAUUAAACAAACAAAAAAAGUAAUGAAAUGUGAGUGAAACGUUUGUUGCGUCGGCUCAUCCACUCAUGCUGAUUUCACAUACCAGCACUGUGCCCUUUUCACCACUAGGAGGCACAUUUCAUUGUUUUACUGUGUAGAGUAGAUUCUGUCAACCACCAACUCAAUUUCCUGGUGGAUUUAAUCGGGCAAAACAGGAAAUAUUUCAGUGGAUGAAAGAACCAAUGUUAAAAGUAUUUCUCUCCUACUGAAUAGAUUUGGUGCAUUUUUAUUCAUAAUCCUUCAACAUUUCAACCUCCCUAAUCUUUACUGACUACCCCCUUGUUCAUUAUCUCAAAUGAGCAAAAUAACAAUUCUGUACUGUUGGCUUAAUUUGUCUGUCUUUUUACUGGUUCUACCUGUACUUGCUGUAUCUCUAUUUCCCUAGACCAUGUUGCUGUUAGGAAGGGAAGAAAGUGGGUGGGUUCAGAGGGAUCCCAGUCUUUACCGUCAGGGUCUGGUCUCCCACCUUUCCCAGCUGCGGUGGGGGUUGUCCCUCUGGUCCUUACAUCUGGAGCAUGUUAGCCACUUCCUGUCGCUAGCAUCCGGUCAAGCCCCUAUCCCACAGAUCCAGAGCCGGGAUGGGAGAGGCACAGGAGUGGUCUGGGCCUGUACAAACACUACGGUUGUGUGUCCUGUUAUAAGAAUGAGGACCCAGAUAUUAAAUAUAGACUUUUUUGGGGGGGCCAAUGAGGGAUGUAAAUAACCAAUAGAGUAGUAUACUAGAUCAAAUUCAUUGUUUAUUUUGUUGUUACACUUUAGGGAUGUCUAUAGUAUUCUCUCUGGAAUGCAAUCGGGUUUCUGCUCAGGUUAUGGAUGUGUCACUGCAACCUUAAAGGUCCUAAAUGAUGUCACCAUUGCCUUUGAUUCUAAGCAAUGUUGUACCGCUAUUUUUAUUGACUUGGCCGACGGUUUGUUAAUGUAGACCAUUCUUGUGGGUCAGCUAAGGAGAAUUUGUGUCUGAGGGGUCAUUGGCCUGGUUUGCGAACUACCUCUUUCAAAGAGUGCACUGUGUAAAGUCAGGACAUCUGCUUUCUCAGCCACUACCUGUCACCAAGGGAGUACCCCAAGGCUUGAGCCUAGGCCCCACGCUCUUCUCAAUUUACAUUAACAACAGCUCAGGCAGUAGGAAGCUCUCUCAUCCAUGUAUAUGUAGAUGAUAGUCUUAUACUCAGCUGGUUCCUCUCCGGAUUUUGUGUUAAACGCUCUACAAUAAAGCUUUGUUUUUGUCCAACAAGCUUUCUCUGCCCUUAACCUUGUUUUGAACACCUCCAAAACAAAGGUGAUGUGGUUCAGUAAGAAGAAUGACCCCCUCCCCAUCAGUGUGAUAACUACCUCUUAGGGUUUAGAGCUUGAGGUAGUCACCUCAUACAAGUACUUGGGAGCAUGGCUAGAUGGUGCACUGUCCUUCUCUCCGCACAUAUCCAAGCUGCAGGCUAAAGUUAAACCUAGACUUGGUUUCCUCUAACGCUCCCAAGUUGCGCAGCCGUCUAAGGCACUGCAUCUCCGUGCAAGAGGCGUCACUACAGUCCCUGGUUCAAAUCCAGGCUGUAUCGCAUCCGGCUGUGAUUGGGAGUCCCAUAAAGCGGCACACAAUUAGCCCAGCGUCGUCUGGGUUUGGUCGGGGUAAAUAAGAAUUCAUUCUUAACUGACUUGCCUAGUUAAAUAAUACAUCUUAAAAAUGUGCUCGCUCUUUCACCCUAGCUGCCAAACUAACCCUGAUUCUGAUGACCAUGCUAGAUUACAGAGACGUAAUUUAUAGAUCGGCAGGUAAGGGUGCUCUCGAGCGGCUAGAUGUUCUUUACCAUUCGGCCAUCAGAUUUACCACCAAUGAUCCUUAUAGGACACAUCUCUGUAAACUGUCCAUCUCUAUACCUGACGCAAGACCCUCUAGUUACUACUUCUUUAUAAAAAAAACCUUAAGCUUCACUCCCCUAUAUCUGCAAUACCUACUGCAAGCAACCUUCAUCCUCCACAUACAACACCCGUUCUGCCAGUUACAUUCUGUUAAAGAUCCCUAAAGCACAUACAUUCCUGGGCCGCUCCUCUUUUCAGUUCGCUGCAGCUAGCGACUGGGGCGAGCUGCAAAGAAAACACUCAAACUGAACAGUUUUAUCUCCAUCUCUACAUUCGGACUCAAUCAUGGACACUCUUAAUUACACUUGUGGCUGAUUUGCGUGAUGUGUUGUGUCUACCUAUUCGCACUUUGUUAGGCACAGACAACAAUAUUUGUACCAUGUUGUUUCUACCGUGUGGUUGUCAUGUUGUGUUGCUACCAUGCUGUGUUGUCAUGUGUUGCUGCCACCAUGUAGUGUUAUGUGUUGCUCCCAUGCGGUGCUGGUGUCUUUAGGUCUCUCUUCAUGUAGUGUUGCGGUGUCUCUCUUGUCGUGAUGUGUGUUUUGUCAUACAUUUUUAUUUUUAAUUCCCAGCCCCCGUCCCCGCAGGAGGCCUUUUGCCUCUUGGCAGGCUGUCAUUGUAAAUAAAAAUGUGUUCUUAAUUGACUUGCCUAGUUAAAUAAAGAUUUAUUAAAAGCU